UGUAAACAAUUGUUGGAAAGAUGACUUGUGUCAUACACAAAGUAGAUGUCCUGACCGACUUGCCAAAACUAUAGUUUGUUAACAAGAAAUGUGUGGAGUGGUUGAAAAACGAGUUUGAAUGACUCCAACCGAAGUGUAUGUAAACUUCCAACUUCAACUGUAUACUGAACAAAAAUAUAAGCGUAGUGUUGGUCCCAUGUUUCAUGAGCUGAAAUAAAGAUCCCUGAAAUGUUCCAUAUGCACAAAAAGCAUAUUUUUCUCAAAUUUUUGGCACAAAUUUGUUUACAUCCCUGUUAGUUUCCAUUUCUUGUUUGCCAAGUUAAUCCAUCCACUUGACAGGUGUAGCAUAUCAAGAAGCUGAUUAAACAGCAUGAUCAUUACACAUCAAAUUUAUUUAUAUAGCCCUUCUUACAUCAGCCGAUAUCUCAAAGUGCUGUACAGAAACCCAGCCUAAAACCCCAAACGGCAAGCAAUGCAGGUAUAGAAGCGCGGUGGCUAGGAAAAACUCCCUAGAAAGGCCAAAACCUAGGAAGAAACCUAGAGAGGAACCAGGCUAUGAGUGGUGGCCAGUCCUCUUCUGGCUGUGCCGGGUGGAGAUUAUAACAGAACAUGGCCAGGAUGUUCAGAUGUUCAUAAAUGACCAGCAUGGUCAAAUAAUAAUAAUCACAGUAGUUGUCGAGGGUACAGCAAGUCAGCACCUCAGGAGUAAAUGUCAGUUGGCUUUUCAUAGCCGAUCAUUAAGAGUAGCUCUACGGCUCCUGCUGUCUCUAGAGAGUUGAAAACAGCAGGUCUGGGACAGGUAGCACGUCCGGUGAACAGGUCAAGGUUCCAUAGCCGCAGGCAGAACAGUCGUGCACCUUGUGCUGGGGAUAAUAAAAGGCCACUCUAAAUUGUCCAGUUUUGUCACAUAACACAAUGUGACAGAUGUCUCAAGUUUUGAGGGAGUAUGCAAUUGUCAUUCUGACUGCAGGAAUGUCCAACGGAGCUAUUGUCAGAUAAUUGAAUGUUAAUUUCUCUACCGUAAGCCACCUCCAACAUUGUUUUAGAGAAUUUGGAAUUAAGUCUGACCGGGCUCACAACCGCAGACUGAGUUUAAGGAUGCCUGCCCUGGACAUCCGGCUUCUUUACCUGCAGGAUCGUCUGGGCCUGGCACCCACUAUAUUAUUGAUCAGUAUACCUGCCAUGCCAGUGCUAAUUCUACCAAUUUUGUAAGGCUGUUGCAGUCUCAUAUUUACGGUAAUAAAUAUUUACGUCACGAGUUGAACGGAAGUGCGAUUGAAAUUGCGCACGGAUCUCCCACUUCGUACAUUGUUGCUAUUUAUCAAGGUCUACGGAUUGUUUUUGCACAUUAGCUUGGAAAUUGUAGACUAUUGACUUCAAACAGAUAAUACAAAUCUGUAAUUUGGGUUUUACAAGAUGGCCAGCUGCAGUUUUCAGUCGCAGUUGGUAUCGAUUAUGGAGGUAUUAGCUAAAGCCGCUGUAGCAGAAAUAAACAAUCGUGUAGAUGAUAGCUGUGCAGUUAUACGUUUGGAAAUGACCCAAAGCCAACGAGAUAUUGAUGUACUGAAAAGAAAGUGUCGAAUGAUGGAGAGCGAGCUGAAGAAGACACAAGGACGAGAUAGGAGAAAAGUUCUUUACCCCAUGUCAACAGAAAGAUUGUCAUAUCCUGUCAAGAUUGUUUUGAACAAAGAAAGGAAUAGCUCACAGUGGAGAGGCAGAGAGGACUCUCCGUGCCAGCCUACUGAUGUGGAGCAGAGAGUGGAGACUGAACCCAUACUGAUCAAAGAUGAGGAGACAGCAGAGGACGUGUGGAAGACUGACCCUCAGGAAGAGUUCAGGAUCACUGGAGAGGAGUCUGGUUCCAAGCCUGGGAAACCACCAUCCUUUGAGCAACGGCACUGUGAUGAGGACUUCAUCACACAACCCAACAUAUCUUCCGAAGACUCAGUAAAACAUUACCCAAAUUCUGAUCGUCCAGAGGAACCAGGAACACCCCGGCUCCCAUCUACAGAGGUGUUCAGCACAGAGCAGCACCGGCCAGACGAGGACUCACUAGACCUAGUGAUGGUGAAAGAGGAGGAGCUGGAUAAGACCACAAACCUGGCAGGACCUGACCAGUUUGUCAUGGAUGAGUCUGAUGGGCAGUUGUGGACCUCUGUGGAUCCAGGCAGAGACACUGACCCUGAUGGCCACCCAGAUUUCUCCUUUCAUUCCACAGAAAAGUACUCUCAGAAUAUCUCAAUUUACCCAUCUCAUAGUGGACUGUCAACUGUUCCUACUAUGACAGAUUAUGUAGCGCCAUCACUUCACUCUUCUAUAGGAAAACCACAUGCUAACAUGUUCAGUGCAGAAAAACACAGUAAAGGACAUGUCAGAACAUUGGCUGAUGAGACUAGACAACAGAUGCCAGAGGGACAGAGCAGUGAGAUGCUGAACUCAAAUAAUGAAGGAAAUAGUUUAGCUCUACAGUCAAGGCAGCAUCAAUACAGGGCUUCAGAAGCAACAGUGAGAUUGAGUGAGUGCACGACAGGGUCAAACAUGGCCACCACCUCCACCUUCUCUGGAUACAGCCUGAGUCGCAGUAGUUUUAACAUGGUGAAGAGAAUGAGGACUCAGUGGAGGUCGGGCGGCACCACUGAGAGGCGUUUCAGCUGCACCUUCUGUGGGAAGAGCUUCCCGCGUUUCUGGCAGCUAAAAGAACACCUCCGAAGUCACACCGGAGAGAAACCGUACACCUGCGAACAGUGUGGCAGGAGUUUCACCAAGCAAUGCAACCUGAUCAGACAUGCUGUAGUCCACAGUGGAGAGAAGCCCUACAAGUGCACACAGUGUGGGAAAUGCUUCACUCAGCGCUCUGGUAUGAAGUCACAUCAAAGAACUCACAUAGGAGAGAGUCCAGUGUCUCAAUACGUGGCACCCGCAUACCCUGGGGAUCCACACACAAGUUUAAUGUUGUCUCAGACCAGAUGGAACAAAUAGUUCAUAGUUACAUAGUUUUUCUGGAACUUUGUUUUGAGACAAUUUGACAAGCUUUUCCUCCUAAUUGAUUUGUGAAUUGGUUCUGAUGUUUGACUGUUGAUGGCUCUUCACUUUUAUUUUAAACAACUAAUUUACAACUGGUAACAAUGUAUUUUGUACUACAAAACUGUAAAAAAAAAUAUAUAUUUUCAAUAAAAUGUAUUUAAUGAAAUAGUCAAUCUGCUUUUAGAUGAAUAAUAUGUAGGA
This is a messenger RNA of Oncorhynchus keta (chum salmon), 3225 nucleotides long. Its product is annotated as zinc finger protein 333-like. The transcript has 4 exons. Gene Ontology annotation, biological process: regulation of transcription by RNA polymerase II. Gene Ontology annotation, molecular function: DNA-binding transcription factor activity, RNA polymerase II-specific; RNA polymerase II cis-regulatory region sequence-specific DNA binding. The coding region runs from base 1417 to 2979 and encodes 520 amino acids. The record is from RefSeq and is a predicted model, not a curated record. NCBI's taxonomy places the organism in Eukaryota, Metazoa, Chordata, Actinopteri, Salmoniformes, Salmonidae.